GUUGCCUGAAAAUUUAAAAAAAUACAGCUUAUAUAAGAGUUAUCCUAAAUAACAAAACUUGCUAACUUGAUGUAUUGAAGCAGUUGGUUAAAGAGAUUAUGUGACUGCAUUAAAGACAAGAUUGGCGAUUGGAUUAGAGAGAGCAGAAAGCUAAUUAUGUAUCUACUUGACUUUUAUGCAAGAAAUUACCCUUUUUCUGUUUCCUAUUUGCUAAUAUCACAAUCCAAAUCAAUGUAGGUCUUUUAACAGCCAUGAUAUCACUCUCUCUCUCAUAGAUGAUGACAGCCCAUUGAAGUUACAAUUUAUGGUAACUAAGAUGCCCGUCAAACUAAUUCGUACCGAUGUUGAUACACUAAAAAAGAUUGCGUUAAGUCCUGGAAGUCAUAUUAUUGGAAGAGGAGAACAUUUAGAAGUGUUUGAUAAGCGGGUGUCUAGAAAGCAUGCAAAGAUUGAAGUGAAAAAUGAUUCUAUUGUUGUUAACGCUCUCCACCACAAUCCUGUAUUCUAUACUAAAAGAGGUUCCAGUAAAUCAGAAGCAUUGACUUUAAAUUCAGUGGUAGUGUUGUCUAAUGGAGACAAAAUUGGGUUGUUACCCAGGACGUACUGGUUUGAAAUAAUUGUUGUUGAUGAAAACAAUUCUUCAGAGCAAACAAAUAAUAUUGAAGUAAAUGAAAAUGAAGACUUAACAACAACAUCUGAAGAGACAUUGAGUAUUAGAGCAUCUCAUGAUGACAACAUUCAGCAACCUGAAACAUUUCAAGAACCAAAUACUGAGCAAUUAGACAACACCCAAGAACCUAAGUUGACUGAUUCACCCACAAAACGAAGACGAAGUGCCUCUGAGGAUACUUUAAAUUUUGAUUCAGUAAGUGAAAACAGCGAGUCUGAUUCUGCAAAGAAGAUCAAAUUGGAGCCACCUGACAGUAAUUAUGGAAAUUCUCAGCAGGGGAUAAGUGACGCGAACACGGCUUCCAGUUCAAGUGUUCAUCAAGGCAAUCCCUCAAGCGGCGUUAGAGAAAGGUGUUACUAUGGGGCAAGAUGUUACAGACGCAACCCAGUUCACUUGGUACAAUACAGUCAUCCAAGAGAUUCUGAUUGGGGAACAAGUGAUAGGGGUGUAUGUCCUAAUGGGGCUUACUGCACAAAGAAUGAUCCUAGGCAUUGGGAUACCCAUACCCAUCCACCAGGGACCACACGGCUGCCACAGCUACAAGGUAAACCUAAGACCAAAAAGAAAAAAAAACAGAUAGAAGAUACAACCGAUGAAUCUGAUCAAGAUUUGAAUGGAUUAAAUAUGAGAGCUUGUCGGAGAAACAGAGGAGGUAGUGUAUCUGAUUUUGAUCUUGAUUGUACAGGGUCAGAGUCAGACCCCUAUGGGUCAGAUGAAUCAGAUGAAUGGCAUCCACUUGAUGGUAAAUUAAUGUGAUAUUAAUGUUUUAUCUUAUUUUAAUAUCAAUUAAAAACUAGAUUCUUAGGCCCUGUCAUCAUUUUUACUGUCACAACUUAUGUGAUAAAUGUAUCAUUUCUAGAUCUGUCUUUAAGAUUGUAAUUAGAAUAAUAUCAACAAAAUGCUAUAACUAAAUUAUGAUAUGUACUUAUUAUUGGUAUGUUCUGUUAAGAUUUAAGUUUAUACUAAGUUCUUUAAAACAAUAAAUU
Messenger RNA from Pieris brassicae (large cabbage white), 1656 nucleotides. RefSeq names its product aprataxin and PNK-like factor. Gene Ontology annotation, biological process: double-strand break repair. The record is from RefSeq and is a predicted model, not a curated record. The transcript has 9 exons. Gene Ontology annotation, cellular component: site of double-strand break; nucleus. Lineage: Eukaryota; Metazoa; Arthropoda; Insecta; Lepidoptera; Pieridae. The coding region runs from base 305 to 1426 and encodes 373 amino acids. Gene Ontology annotation, molecular function: DNA-(apurinic or apyrimidinic site) endonuclease activity; protein binding; 3'-5' exonuclease activity.